Messenger RNA from Dioszegia hungarica, 843 nucleotides. RefSeq names its product Pre-rRNA-processing protein PNO1. NCBI's taxonomy places the organism in Eukaryota, Fungi, Basidiomycota, Tremellomycetes, Tremellales, Bulleribasidiaceae. The transcript has 6 exons. The record is from RefSeq and is a predicted model, not a curated record. Gene Ontology annotation, cellular component: nucleolus. Bases 1 to 843 code for a protein of 280 amino acids. Gene Ontology annotation, molecular function: RNA binding.
AUGGCGCACAAAUCCCACAGGCAGAAAGCCCUGCAAUCGCAGCUCGAGGGUCCCCGCGAGAUCUCCCUCGUCUCUCAACCUUCCGCCGCUGGACCGUCCAAGCCCAAGAAGUCCAUCUCGGCUCCAUCAGCCGAGGAUGGCAUGGAAGUGGACUCGGAUACCGACGAUGUCCUCAUCAAUCAAUCCUCCGCCCUCCAUACCGACCCCACGAUGCCGCCGGAUGCGGCUGCCGCGCUCGUCUCGUCCUCUUCUGGCUUUGCGCCACUAUCUGCCAAAGCGCAGGCAGUGGGAGGAAUCAAGAAUGAGUUUAGGAGAAUACCGGUGCCGGAUCAUAGGAUGACGCCUAUGAAGCGGGAAUGGGUGAAUAUCUAUACGCCGCUCGUGGAGCAAUUGGGAUUGCAGGUGCGGAUGAACCAAAAGCGGAGAGCGGUUGAGAUCAGAAGCUCAGGUCACACUAUCGAUACCGGAGCUAUCCAGAAAGGAGCGGACUUUGUCAAGGCGUUUGCUCUCGGAUUCGAUGUCAACGACGCUGUUGCUCUCCUGAGAUUAGACGACCUCUAUCUCGACUCCUUCGAGAUCAAAGACGUCAAAACUCUCCAUGGAGACCAUCUUUCGCGAGCGAUCGGCCGGAUAGCAGGAGAAGGUGGAAAGGUAAAAUUCACGAUUGAAAAUGCUAGCCGAACGCGUAUAGUACUGGCAGACACCAACGUACAUAUCCUCGGCUCGGUCCAAAAUAUCAAGAUCGCACGAGAUGCUAUUGUUUCGCUCAUUCUUGGUUCACCUCCAGGCAAGGUGUACGCCCAUCUCAAAUCGGUCGGAGCGAGGAUGAAGCAGCGCUUCUAG